CACACGAUUGCGCGUGUCAAUAGAACUAAAUACCGAUUUAUAUUUAACAAAUAAAUUAUAUUUUAUUCGUGCAAGAUGCAUUUUGUUCAACGGUUAAGCGUUAAAUCGAUAUUGCGAACGACACACCGUGUCCUUAUAGAUAGAAUAUUCCGCAGAUCGGUCACGAAGAUGACGGUGCGAGACGCGCUUAACAAAGCGCUCGACGAAGAACUGGCUCGGGACGAAAAGGUGUUCAUACUGGGAGAGGAAGUGGCCGAGUUCGAUGGCGCUUACAAGAUAACGCGCGGUCUCUGGAAGAAGUACGGCGACAAGAGAUUAAUCGACACGCCGAUCUCGGAAGCUGGAUUCUGCGGCAUGGCCAUUGGCGCGGCGCUUCUGGGUCUACGACCGAUAUGCGAAUUCAUGACCUUUAACUUCUCAAUGCAAGCGAUCGACCGUGUCGUCAACGGCGCCGCGAAGAACCUCUAUAUGUCCGCUGGCAGAUAUCCGGUUCCUAUUCUGUUUCGAGGUCCCAACGGUAACGCGAAAGGCCUGGCCGCUCAGCACUCGCAGUGCUUCGCCGCGUGGUACAUGAGCGUGCCCGGUCUGAAAGUCGUGUCGCCGUCCACCUGCGAGGAUUACAGAGGCUGUUUGAAAAUGGCCGUGCGUGACCCCGAUCCUGUAAUCAUGUUGGAGAGCGAGCUGCUCUACAAUCUCGAGUUUCCCGUGUCCGACGAGGCCAUGGACAAAGACUAUCUGAUACCCUUCGGCAAGGCAAAAGUGGAGAGACCCGGUAAACACAUCACUUUAGUGACGCACGGUCAGGCGUAUGUGUACACGCUACAGGCGGCCGAGACACUGGCCGGACAGGGAAUCCAAGCGGAGGUAAUUAAUCUGCGCUCGCUGAGACCCUUAGACUGGGAUGCCAUAUUCAAGUCGAUCGGCAAGACGCACAGACUGAUGACCGUCGAGCUGGGCUGGCCCAGAUGCGGAGUAGGAUCUGAAAUCGUCUCGACGGUGAUGGAGAAUCCGGUGUUCUUUCAGCUGGACGCACCCGCGGUUCGAUGCACCGGCGUCGACGUUCCCAUGCCUUACUCGGAGAAGAUUGAGGACGAGUGCACCCCGAAGGAUCAUCACAUAGUCGACGCGGCUAAACGCGUUUGCGGCACGAAAAUCUAA
Molecule: messenger RNA, 1158 nt
Organism: Pseudomyrmex gracilis
Lineage: Eukaryota; Metazoa; Arthropoda; Insecta; Hymenoptera; Formicidae
Product: pyruvate dehydrogenase E1 component subunit beta, mitochondrial-like
Exons: 1
Coding region: 76-1158 (360 amino acids)
Biological process (GO): pyruvate decarboxylation to acetyl-CoA
Molecular function (GO): pyruvate dehydrogenase (acetyl-transferring) activity
Source: RefSeq, a predicted model, not a curated record